AUGGUUUCGGAUCCGGAUAUGAUCCAUUAUGCCUGCAUUGCCAAGGGUACAACCGUGUUGGCGGAGUUCAACUCCAAAGACGCCGCGGUCGGCGAGAUCGCCGUCAGGUGUCUCGACAACACGCCGCCGUUCCACUCCCAAUUCACCCACACCGUCCGAUCGAGGACGUACGCGUUUCUGAUCGAAGACGACUUCGUCUGCUUCGCUAUCUUCGACGAGAGGUUGGAGAAGCCCGAUGGCCUCGCUUUUCUGAUGAACGUCAGGUGCGCCUUUGCUGGGGUCUACAAAGGCGAAAGGAGUCUUCGAAAUCUGACUUCUCAUUGCUUUCAGGGAGAGUUGAAUCCGGUUUUCCACCAGCUACUUGGUUGCAACUUGGAUCGCGUGGAGGGAUUGGGAUCCCCAAAAGGAUUGAGAAUGAGCCACAGUGGCGGGUUUCAGGCCGGGUCGAGCCCGAUCAGGGGCCGACCCAGGUCUGGUGGGGAGAGCGGGCAGAAGAAGAUGAAGAACAGGUUGCUAGGUUGUGGGGAUAGGAAAGAGGGCGACGAGGACAUGGGAAGUGGCCUGAUCACCCACAAGAACGGGAGUUUGUACUCUGGUGAAAUAUCCGGCCAUCAAAAGGCGAAGAAAGUCUGGAAAAAGCAGGUUUGGGUUGUGUUGUCGCUUGAUAUGGUCAUUUGUGUGAUUUUGUUUGGUGUUUGGCUGUGGGUUUGCAGUGGUUUUAAGUGCAUCGAUUAG
Striga hermonthica is the source of this 735-nucleotide messenger RNA. The record is from the annotation of a GenBank genome assembly. Lineage: Eukaryota; Viridiplantae; Streptophyta; Magnoliopsida; Lamiales; Orobanchaceae.